Molecule: messenger RNA, 3633 nt
Organism: Fundulus heteroclitus (mummichog)
Lineage: Eukaryota; Metazoa; Chordata; Actinopteri; Cyprinodontiformes; Fundulidae
Gene: tnfrsfa
Product: tumor necrosis factor receptor superfamily, member a
Exons: 10
Coding region: 237-1580 (447 amino acids)
Biological process (GO): positive regulation of apoptotic process; TRAIL-activated apoptotic signaling pathway
Cellular component (GO): plasma membrane; cell surface
Molecular function (GO): protein binding
Source: RefSeq, a predicted model, not a curated record
GGGGGAAAAUCUCAUUCGCUCUCAGACCGUGAGUACCUCCGCUCAGGGAAAAAAAAAGCGCUGGGAAGUUCAGACUCUCUGAACUCAUGCAAGAAACCGGAUGACGGAUAGAUUUUAAAUUGGACUCGUGUGUCCGUGUUUGUUUUUCGCUUUGAGUUUCUUUUUUUUUUUUUUUUUCAAAGUCACUUCGGAACGAGACUUGCCCUGGGAUCGACUCUCACCUCGAAGUUUCCAAGAUGAACUUCGAUCCGGUGGUCGGGAAACUUUCUGUGGCCGUGGCGACGCUGCUUCUCGGGCUUGUCUGCCGCGCGGCAGAGCCCCCUGCCCCCCAGUGGUCCGGUGAGGAUUACAGGAACCUGACCCUGCGGCGACUCAGGACCUGCGUGGAGAAUGAGCAGUACCUCCACCAGGGAUUCUGCUGCCUCAACUGCAAGCAGGGAACCUUCGUGAAAACACCUUGUGAGCGAGAUCUAGAACAAGGAACCUGUUUGUCCUGCGAGCACGGACAGACCUACACAGAGCACCCCAACGGGAUGACCCGCUGUCUGCCCUGCACUCACUGCCGGCUAGACGAAACUGAAAUUGCGGCGUGCACAACAACCACCGACACCAAGUGCCAGUGCAAGCCCGGUACCUUCUGCGUCCCGGACCAGGCCUGCGAAGUCUGCAAGCGCUGUGCCAGGUGCAAAGACGGCGAGGAGGAGGUGAAGAAGUGCACGCCCUUUUCUAACACCGAGUGCCGAAGGCGAGACCCGCCUCCCACUGAGACCGUCACACCUCAGCCUCCUUCGGUCCCCGGUGCUCCAACCAAAACCUGGUUUCCUGUGUUAGUUGUCUUGAUCUGCUGCGUGAUCAUUGCCACCCCGUUUAUCCUGUGGUACCUACGGAGGCAGCAUUCGUGUGACGUACCAUGGUCGAAGAGUUCGUGCGACUCCAGUGAAAUAGUAAAGAUUCCCAUUGAUGAGAGCGGAGCCACGGCCGAGGAGAAACAGAACAAUCAGAACGCAGGCCUAGAGGGCGAGGAGCCGCGCCCGGAGUCGCGGCCGCUGCUGCAGGAGACCCAGGCCGGGAUGACCAAGGCCUGCCCUCCUCUGGAGGACGAAGACCGCGGCCUGGGGGACAGUUUGCCCAACACCACCAGCUCGUCUCAGACCAGCCUGUCGGCUCUGCCCACGGUUUCCUCCUAUGGCAACACCCCACACCAGAGCCCCGCUGGCCUCAGAGCGCUGCCUUCAGACACGGACGACCCGUUAGGACAUCGAUUGGUGCCGCUACUUGGCUCGGAGAAGUCCCUCAGGAAGAGCUUCGACCUGUUCGACGAGUACCUGGACUUCCGGAUCCACAACAAGUUCUUCCGACUGAUCGGCAUCAGCGACAACCACAUUCGCAUCGCGGAGAACGGCGCGCCCGGCGACAAGGUGUACGAACUGCUUAAGAACUGGAUGCAGCGGCAGGGGCUGAAAGCGGACAUCAACGACCUGCUGGACGCCCUCCUGAGCAUGGACCAGCGGCGGUCGGCCGAGAGCAUCGCUUACGCCGCCCUCAGGAAGGGCUACUACAAGCACGCCCACGCGCCCUGAAGCCGUCGGCCCCUGGUGGACCGCUAACGAAGUAAACGCGACGCACUCGACCACCAGGCCAAAGCACAGCCACGUACGUAGGACACUAUGUCAGACAGGCUUACCUCCUUUUGUGGCCGUUUUCAGCCGCGCUUUAAGAAGCCAGUAGUUUAAAGAAGAAUUAGAAAAAAAAAACACUAAAGGCGGAGAGUCGAGACGGAGCGAUCAGCCGUCUGACGUUGUUGACUACUCACCGAAUGCUGAAGAUUCAUUGUGAAAGCAAAAAAAAAAAAGACGUUCAAAUCUGCUUUCAAAAGAAGCCCAAAGGCUUUAACUUUUGCCUUCUGACACGUUUGGGCGUUUGUCGGCUGUCGGGGAGAAGCGUAGCGGCCGGACGCUGAACGCACACGCGUCUCCAGCCGCGCCCCUUCCACCCCAGGCCCCCCCCCGAGACACUACCGGGAGACGAGAGGAUAUAUACACUGGUUUGUAGGAGUGGCAUCACAUGUGGCUGUUUAAUGCACUGGUAUCUGGCACAUGUAGACGAUAAGCAGGUGUUUCAAUGUGUUGUUCAUGUCCAUUUUCCUCACCGAUGGGAAGGAGAAAACGUUUCGCAAAUACUAACACCCAUCCCCAAUGAUUACAUACUUUCCCAAUUCAUGCUUUUCCCCUUCCCCCCCACAAGUUCAUUAUGGUUCCUUGAGCUGUUUUCUGUACAAUCUAGUUGCACGAGUUGCGUCCUCAGUCUUUAUAUAUUCAGUGUUGCCACUCUCCAGCACUGCAGAAGGAAGUGUGACAGGACGUCUCUGUUUUAGUUUCCUUAACGUUUUUGUGGCGACUCGGAGAAGGUCAGAGCUCAUUCUAUUUAUUUUCAUAUUUAUUGAGAUACCUAGCUGUUACCUGCGAUUAUUUAUACCUGUUUUCCAAAACGACCCUGAAGAAACACACAAUGGUAUCUGUGUUGUGGGAAGAAGAAAAAAAAAUGACUGAGAUCCGAUCCUUUCAAGUUGAAAAACAACAACAACCCCAAAAAAACCAAAAAAAAAAAAAAAAACAUGUAGCAGUUUGUUUCUUUCCUUGUUCCUGUUCGCUGGACUAAGUUCGGAGCGACAAUCCGGCGUCGCGCGUUGGUGCCAUCGAUGUGCCUUUUUAUCGCCACGAUCUGCUGAUUCCACGCUGGGGACGGCGCAGAGGCUCUCACGACUCCAGUAGCCGAAUGCAUCUUGUCAGAUUAAAGCGUCCUUAGCUGCAGAAGCUAAAUCCUCACUAGUUGACCGACUGAGCAGUUAGUCCCGUCGCCUGUCUUGGUGAGACGGGUGCAGGUACAGAUUGUUUCUUCUUGACCUAAGAUGAAGGAAAUCUUUUCUGGAUUUAAAAAGAAGCUCAAGAUUUAUGUAAAAAAAGAAAGAAAAAAAAAAAGGUCUGCCCCAUGUGCAUUCAUACAUACGCCUGCAUCCACAGUGCAUGCAAGGCAUCUAAAUUCUUUAUGUGUGCAGAUGGUUUAAGAAAAUAGCUAUAAAGAGAUAUUGAAUCAGAAAAAGCUUGAUUUUCUUGUUUAUGCCCGUUUUUCUGCAUUCUUGUAUGUACAAAGCACAGAUUUAUAGUUCUAUAUUGUUGCUGCUGAGUGACGCUACAGUGCUGGCACUGCCAUCUUAUUGACACACCAUGAAAUUGCAGCCUGUAUCCAGUUUUAGUGACUAAACCCGCCCCUCUCCUCCUCAUUUUUCCUCUCGUCUGCUGCGUCCAUAUUUUUUAUUUUAUUUUUUUUUCAGCUGACGUCUUUUGUUGGCCUGAUGCAGCAGAGCAGGGAAAGUGAUACAGUUCUCUUGUCCGCUCCAUGGCACAUCUUUCGGGUGCGUCUGCGUAGAGUUUCUGUUAAAUACCUCUGUUUUGAUAUGCUUUUAGUGCAAGUCUAAGCUCUUCAGUUCAUUUCCAUUAGGUUCUGUACUUGUCAGAUUACCGUUAAGCCAUUUUUCCUGAGAUACUGUUCGGUUGUCAUGGAUUUCACAAAUAAGUGAUGUAAAUACAACAAAGCUGUUUAUACAUGAAGUUGAAAUAAAUGUUUUGUACAGUU